Orbicella faveolata is the source of this 3147-nucleotide messenger RNA. RefSeq names its product zonadhesin-like. NCBI's taxonomy places the organism in Eukaryota, Metazoa, Cnidaria, Anthozoa, Scleractinia, Merulinidae. The record is from RefSeq and is a predicted model, not a curated record.
UACAUCAGAUCUACCAUAAAAUUUAAUGUUUGCCACAGCUACACAUUUUAGGUUUAUGAGCAAAAAAAUAUUAACAAGAGCUAUAUUUUAUAGUAUUCUCUAUGCUAGACUGAUUUGGGUAUACAUCAUGAUAUCUGAAUGAAUGAAUGAAUGAAUGAAUGGGGUAGAUGAACAAGUAAACAAACAGACCAAAGAAAUGUAUUUUCUUAACACCACAGGCACACCAAUUAUAAUUGAAGAACCCGAUGAUGUGUGUACUUCAACAGUGACUGAAAAGGUUCAUCACCUGACCACCUGCUCACCAAAGGUGACUAAAGGAGAGGUUGAUAACCGGACCAUGCAAAUACCAACGGUGACUGAAGAAGUUGGCAACCAGACCAUCCCAAGACCAAUGGUGGCUGAAGAGGUCCACGACCAAACAACUAAAUUACCAGAGCUGCCUACAGAGGCCCAAGACCAAACAGCUAAACCCCCAGAGGUGCCUACAAAGGUCCAUGACCAAACAACGAAGCCCCCAGAGGUGACUGCAGAGGUCAAUGACCAAACAACUAAACCCCCAGAGGUGUCUGGAGAGGUCCAUGACCAAACACCUAAACUACCAGAGGUGACUGCAGAGGUCCAUGACCAAACAGCUAAACCCCCAGAGGUGCCUACAGAGGUCCAUGACCAAACAACUAACCCCCCAGAGGUGACUGCAGAGGUCCAUGACCAAACAACUAAACCCCCAGAGGUGGCUGCAGAGGUCCAUGACCAAACUACUAAACCCCCAGAGGUGACUGCAGAGGUCCAUGACCAAACACCUAAACCCCCAGAUGUGACUGCAGAGGUCCAUGACCAAACAACUAAAUCCCCAGAGGUGACUGCAGAGGUCCAUGACCAAACACCUCAACCCCCAGAGGUGACUGCAGAGGUCCAUGACCAACCGACUAAACCCCCAGAGAUGCCUGGAGAGGUCCUUAACCAAAUAUCUCAACCCCCAGAGGUGAAUGGAGAGGUCCAUGACCAAACAUCUCAACCCUCAGAGGUGACUGGAGAGGUCCAUGACCAAACAACUAAACCUCCAGAAGUGACUGGAGAGGUCCAUGACCAAACAACUAAACCCCCAGAGGUGACUGGAGAGGUCCAUGACCAAACAUAUCAACCCCCAGAAGUGACUGCCGAGGUUCAUGACCAACCAACUAAACCCCCAGAGGUGACUGCAGAGAUCCAGGACCAACCGACUAAACUCCCAGAUGUGACUGCAGAGGUCCAUUACGAAAUACCUCAAUCCCCAGAGGUACCUGCAGAGGUCCAUAACCAAACACCUAAACCCCCAGAGGUGACUGGAGAGGUCCAUGACCAAACAACUAAACCCCCAGAGGUGACUGGAGAGGUCCAUGACCAAACACCUCAACCCCCAGAGGUGACUGGAGAGGUCCAUGACAAAACAACUAAACCCCCAGAUGUGACUGUACAGGUCCAUGACCAAAUAUCUCAACCCCCAGAGGUGACUGCAGAUUUCCAUAACCAAACAACUAAACCCCCAGAGGUGACUGGAGAGGUCCAUUACGAAACACCUCAAUCCCCAGAGGUGACUGCAGAGGUCCAUGACCAAGCAGCAAAACCCCCAGAGGUAAUUGGAGAGGUCCAUGACCAAACAACUAAAUCCCCAGAGGAGACUGCAGAGAUCCAGGACCAACCGACUAAACCCCCAGAGGUGACUGGAGAGGUCCAUUACGAAACACCUCAAUCCCCAGAGGUGACUGCAGAGGUCCAUGACCAAGCAGCAAAACCCCCAGAGGUAAUUGGAGAGGUCCAUGACCAAACAACUAAAUCCCCAGAGGAGACUGCAGAGAUCCAGGACCAACCGACUAAACCCCCAGAGGUGACUGCAGAGGUCCAUGACCCAGCAUCCCAACCCCAGGUUUGAUCUUAACUCGGUAAUACGGCCACCUCAUUAAUUCGGCCAAAUUCUCAUGGCCCGUUGGUUACCGUAUUCUUUUAUAAUUUUGUUUCAACGCUUAUCUUGCAUUUAUUUGGAAUCCUGGUGAAGGAAGGCCGUGUGACAAUUAAGGACUUUUCUGUGUGAACAUCGUGUGAUGCAGACUCUGCCAGCACUCAAAUAUGCUCCACUAAAUCUUAGUACAAUGUAUAAAGUAAUUAUUAAAUAUUUUGAACAUUACUUUUGUCCCGACAUGUUGAUGACAAAAUUGAUGUGGAAAUUAAAGUUACGCCUGUCGGGUCUGGGUUUCAGAGACUUGUAAGCGUGUGUACUAUUGGACGUGUUAAACCAUCAUAAUUGUGGAACUGGUUGAGGAGACACUUUGUAUGAAAAAUAGGCGUAGCAGCUACGUGUAAUGUUGUGAUCCAGUGAUAUGGUAGGAAAAACAGAAAGAAUCCCUCUUCCUUGUAGUAACUCUGCAAAAUUUUUGUGUGUAUAAUUUCACUCGAAGUUACAAGCACACCAGAUAUGAUGACAUCAUUUAUGUGUUCUUUUAGAACUUUGCUUGUGAUUGCAACUGAAUCAGCGAGUAUGCUUUUGACAUCCUCGUGGGUUGAGUUGUUAGCACAGGGAGAGCAUAUGUAAGCAUGAUGAAAUCAGAUAUUGAUACUGACACCAUAAGACACUCUUUGACCCUAUGGGAGUGUGACGUGAUAGACCUAUCUAAUAAAUCUAUAUACUUUAUUUUAGUUUGGAUCCUAUUUUCCUGUAUUGUGGAUUAGGCCUCAAGGACAAAACGUAGCGACUGUAUCAAGUCAACGGCAAAAAUAGCUCCCGUGAAUCGGCACAUCGUAACAAAAACGUUCAGUUUAGUACAUUGCGAUUUGUUUCUUAGAUUAAGUUACUGACAAAGCUGUUUUGUUGUAACAGGCGACUCCAAACUCAGAAGGAGAUUUAUACGAUACAAUCGCUUCAAUACUGGACUCCGAAGUGUAUCUGCCCGAAAAACUCUCAAAUCCACCCAAAGAUGCCAAACCAAGACGAUCUCCUACCGCAGAGACAUCUACUACAACACCAAGUAAGCAAAUAAUAAUUCUUUGAACAGCUGGGCGUGUUUGGUUGUUUAAACUAUGCUAGGAUGAUAUGUUCUUCGUAGGACAAUAUCGGUCUAUCAAAGGACAGUAUGUUCUUCAAAUUGAAGUGAUGCAAAUGAACAUAACAUGUUC